Messenger RNA from Cynara cardunculus var. scolymus (artichoke), 1875 nucleotides. Its product is annotated as pentatricopeptide repeat-containing protein At1g34160. Gene Ontology annotation, molecular function: zinc ion binding; protein binding; RNA binding. Gene Ontology annotation, biological process: RNA modification. NCBI's taxonomy places the organism in Eukaryota, Viridiplantae, Streptophyta, Magnoliopsida, Asterales, Asteraceae. The record is from RefSeq and is a predicted model, not a curated record. The coding region runs from base 1 to 1740 and encodes 579 amino acids. The transcript has a single exon.
AUGGCCGCCGCCGUCGAGCCAUUACUGCAAAAGUGCGCCACCUUGUCCCACAUCAAACAACUCCAAGCUCACCUUAUCACCGCCGGUGUCUUCGAAUUCUACCCUUCCCCACGUUCCAAAUUCCUUGAAUUUUGCGCCACAUCCUCUGCCGCCGGUAGCCUCCUCUACGCCGCUGACAUCUUCCGACACAUUGCAUUUCCAGUCACUAAUGACUGGAACGCCGUCAUCCGCGGCCUCGCUCAGAGCCAUCAACCCGCCGAUGCUGUCAUCUUUUACCGCCGAGGCUUGCGCGUGCUCACCUGCAAGCCCGACGCUCUCACGUGCUCGUUCACCCUUAAAGCCUGCGCACGAGCGUUAGCUUGUAACGAAGCGAUCCAGAUACAUUCGCAGGUGGUUCGAUAUGGGUUUAUAGCAGAUGUUUUGCUGCAAACCACGCUGCUGGAUGUGUAUGCGAAGUCUGGUUAUCUGGACGACGCACGCAGACUGUUUGAUGAAAUGUCUAAAUUAGAUGUUACGUGUUGGAACGCUAUGAUUGCUGGACUGGCUCAAGGGAACCGACCCAACGAAGCUUUGCAACUCUUUACAAGAAUGAGAGACGUUGGGUUCAAGCCCAAUGCGAUCACGGUUAUUGGAGCCCUCUCGGCAUGUGCUCAGUUGGGCACAAUCCGAGAGGGCGAAAGCAUGUACAAUUACAUAAAAAGCCAAAAUCUUGAUGCAAAUGAGCAAGUUUGCAAUGUGGCGAUUGAUAUGUUCGGGAAAUGUGGGUACGUUGGAAGAGCUUAUCGGGUAUUCAACGACAUGAAGUGUCCAAAAACUCUUGUUACUUGGAACACGAUGAUCAUGGUCAUGGGGACGAACGGUGAAGGCCUCGAAGCACUUAAACUCUUUGAUCAAAUGGAUAAAGAAGGAUUUCAACCCGAUAACGUUAGUUAUCUUGCCGCUCUUUGUGCUUGUAAUCAUGCCGGCAUGGUCGAACACGGGAUCAAAUUGUUCGAAACAAUGGCUGAAGAUGACUCGGUGAUUCCUAAUAUCAAACACUAUGGUGCCAUGGUUGAUCUAUUGGGGAGAUCGGGCCGACUAAAUGAGGCCUACAAUAUCAUCGAUUCAAUACCUAUAAAACCUGAUAUCGUUCUCUGGCAGACUUUAUUAGGUGCUUGUAAGACGUAUGGGAACAUAGAAAUGGCCGAAAAGGCGUCAAGAAAGCUGGCGGAGCUAGGUUCAAGUAGCGAUGGAGACUUCGUGUUACUAUCAAACAUCUACGCAGCUCAUCAUAGAUGGAAAGACGUACGUCGAGUUAGGGACUCGAUGAAAGAAAAGGAAGUUAAAAAGGUUCCAGGGUUUAGCUACAUCGAUAUUGACGGUGUGAUUCACAAGUUUGUGAACGGAGAUCAAAGUCAUUCGGAUUUACAACCGAUCUAUCAGAAGCUCGAUGAGAUCAAGUGUCGGAUUAUGGAACACGGGUACGUUCCCGAGACCGAUUACGUGUUGCACGAUAUAGGGACCGAGGAGAAACAGAACGCGCUAAAUUAUCAUAGUGAGAAAUUGGCUGUGGCUUUCGGGUUGCUUAGCCUUGGGACAACUAGUCCGAUACGUGUGAACAAGAAUCUUCGGAUUUGUGGGGAUUGUCACGAGGUGAUGAAGCUCGUUUCGAAGGUUUACGAACGAGAGAUCAUCGUGAGGGAUCGAACUCGGUUUCAUAGAUUUAAAGAUGGGUUAUGUUCUUGUAAAGAUUAUUGGUAAACUUCAUCUGUUAGUUUGUUAACAAAUUUUGUGAAAACCAUCAUAAAAUGGUUACAAAAUACCCCCAAUUAGAGUUUAGGGUCCCAAUCUUAUUAAGAUUUUAUGUAGUGAAAAUAGAUAUUACAGGAAAUUACA